AGGUUUCUCUUCAUUGAAGUCUUCAAAGACGACAGGACGUGUGAAAAAGUACUAGGCUAACUCAAGUAACAGUUCAGGAUAGUUUGCAAUCAUGAAGUAUUUUAUUUUAUUAAUAAGUGUAGGUCUAGCAUUUGCAGAAAUCAAGGAAGAGAAAGAUGUCUUAGUUUUGACCAAAGACAAUUUUGACGAGGCUGUAAAUGACCAAGCCAACAUCAUGGUUGAAUUCUAUGCACCAUGGUGUGGACAUUGCCAAUCCCUUGAACCUGAGUAUGCCAAGGCUGCAAAAACAUUGAAAGACGAAGGCUCUGAAAUCAAGUUAGCAAAAGUUGAUGCUACCAUUGAAAACAAACUUGCAGAGAAGUACCAAGUUCAAGGAUUCCCCACCAUCAAGUUUUUCAAAAAGGGGAAACCUAUUGAAUUCACUGGUGGCCGAACAAGCGAAGAGAUUGUUUCCUGGUUGAAAAAGAAGACUGGCCCACCAGCUAAAGAAUACACAGAUGCUGAAGAAUUGAAGACUUUCGUUGAAGGAAGAGAGGUUGCAGUUGUUGGUUUCUUCAAAAACAAGGAUUCAGAUGAGGCAAAGAAAUUCAUUGAAGCUGCUUCUGGUAUUGAUGAUGUUGAAUUUGCAAUCACUUCAUGUGAACAGUGCUUGAAAGCAUACGAACAGGAAAAAGAUGCUUCAGUUGUUCUCUUCAAAAAGUUUGAUGAUGGCAAGGCUGUCUUUGAUGGUGAAUUCAAUGCAGAAAAUAUCAAGGCUUUUGUUGGCUCUGAGAGAAUUGCACUCGUUACAGAGUUCAGUGAUGAGACUGCUGGUAAAAUCUUUGGUGGAGAAAUCAAAAGCCAUAUCCUGUUGUUCAUCAGCAAAUCAGCAGAGACCUUUAAGGAGACCAUUGACCAGUUCACAGAUGCUGCUAAGUCAUUCAAAGGAAAAGUUCUUUUCAUCUACAUCAAUAUUGAUGUUGAAGACAAUCUCAGAAUAAUGGAAUUCUUUGCAUUGAAGAAGGAAGAUGCACCAACCAUUCGUGUCAUUAACUUGGCAGAAGAUAUGGUCAAAUUCAAGCCUGAAGGAAAUGACCUCUCUGCUGAUGCUAUUAAGUCAUUCGUUCAAAAUUAUCUUGAUGGUAAAUUGAAGCCACAUCUCAUGAGUGAAGAUGUCCAAGAAGGUUGGGAUGCCAAGCCAGUUAAAGUACUUGUUGGAAAGAACUUUGAUGAUGUGGUGAAUGCAAAGACACACAAUGUUCUCGUAGAAUUCUAUGCCCCAUGGUGCGGACACUGUAAGCAACUUGCUCCUAUCUGGGAUAAACUUGGUGAGAAAUACAAGGAUAACAAAGAUGUUAUGAUUGCAAAAAUGGAUUCAACUGCAAAUGAAGUAGAGUCAGUCAAAGUGUCAAGCUUCCCAACUAUCAAAUAUUUCCCCAAGGAUGGUAGGGGUCCAGUUGACUACAAUGGAGCCAGGGAACUAGAUUCUUUUGUUAAAUUCUUAGAAUCUGAUGGCAAGAGCCAAGAUGCAGGUCCAGGAGAAGGAGAGGGAGAAGAAGAUAUGGGACCUGAGGGUGAAGAGAUGCCAUCAGAGGGAGAAGAUAUGGGACCUGAGGGAGAAGAAAUGGGACCUGAGGGAGAAGGAGAAGAACAAAGUGAACAAACCAGAGACGAAUUAUAAGAACUUAAUUAGCUGUGUUUAAACUUUAUCAAUUGCAUGAUGAUCUACUAAACAUUCAAAGAUUUUAUAUUUUCAACACAUUAAGCUGAAAAUCUGACCUAAGAUGGACCCAUAUUCAAAGUUUUUCCUGAAAAAAGUAAGAAGCCCAAAAAUGUCAUAUCAUCAUGCAACCAUAGUGAAUUUGUGAUCAUUUGAAAAAGGAAAUGAUAUCAAGUUUAUGGUUUUGUUAAAAUUUAAGUCUUGUCUACUGUUACAAUUUGUUUUUAUUCAAUACUAUUUUACAUAGAAAAUUAAUGUUAAACAGUAUUUAUAGAAGCUGCUUAUGAGAAAUACUUUGGUAGAAAGUUGCAACAAUUGAGUUAGCCGAAUUGCAACAACUUCAAUCAACAUUGACUCAUCAAACACAUUUACUAAUGGUAUUUUCAAGGAGUUGUUUGCCAUCCAACAAAUUCCAAAUGUUAUAAUAAGACUACAGAUUUUGUGUAAAGAACACUUGUCGUGAGUAGAUUUUCUCGCCAGUACACCAUAUUGUCCUGUUGUUUUUGAAGUGAUAUUUCUGUUCAA
Molecule: messenger RNA, 2224 nt
Organism: Rhopilema esculentum
Lineage: Eukaryota; Metazoa; Cnidaria; Scyphozoa; Rhizostomeae; Rhizostomatidae
Product: protein disulfide-isomerase 2
Biological process (GO): protein folding; response to endoplasmic reticulum stress
Cellular component (GO): endoplasmic reticulum
Molecular function (GO): protein disulfide isomerase activity
Source: RefSeq, a predicted model, not a curated record